This is a messenger RNA of Meloidogyne enterolobii, 1164 nucleotides long. The record is from the annotation of a GenBank genome assembly. NCBI's taxonomy places the organism in Eukaryota, Metazoa, Nematoda, Chromadorea, Rhabditida, Meloidogynidae.
UUGAGGAAGAAAUAAAGUCUGUCUAUUAUGUCUGACCAUUAUGCGUCUUUUGUGAAGGAAGAUAAACGUGAAAAAACUAGAAAUAACCUUGUUCUUUUGAAAAAGGAAUGUAAAUUUGAAACUCGAAUAGGUAGAUGUUUUUCAAUCUGGAAUUGGGAAGAACUUUGGCUCAGUGAAGGAUUUACUUCAUAUUUUGUUUUUGAUUUUUUAAAUGCCCACAACCACCCACAAUUAACAGAACACGAAUAUUACUUAAAAUUAAUAGAAUUAAUUAAUCAGCAAUCAACAGAUGGAAGAUCCUCUUUAAUUAAAUUAAUUACAAAUUCUAAACAAUUGGAUAGACUUUUUGAUAGUAUCCAGCUUUACACUAAAGGGGCUGUAGUUGUUAAAAUGUUAAAGGAUUUGGUUGGCCCUGAAGUUUUUAGAACGUCGAUUGCUCGGUUUUUGAGGGAAAAUUCUUUUCAGUCAGUAGAUAGACGUUCACUUUGGACAGCCUUCCCAACCAAUGCAGAUCACGGAGCCGAUACAAUUCGAUUAAAGGAUGUAAUGGAAACUUGGUUACUUAAUAAAGGAAUACCCGAAGUUGAAGUAAAAAGAAAUUACGAGGAUAAAUCUAUUAAAUUGGAACAACAACAAGCUGAUAAAAAUAGACAUUUAAUUUAUUUGGAUGAUGAUAAGAUGGGAAGAAUGCGUUUAAAUAAGAGAUUUAAGAGAAUGUGGCAGAUGGAAGAAGAGGAAGAAGAUGAAAUUAAAAAAGAUGAAGAUAUAAAUGGAAUAUUGCAUUGGAUGCUUGAUGGAUUAGAAGAGGAUAAUGUUACAUCGACUGCAACAUCAAUAACAACAAGGGAAAAUAAAAGAAGAAAGGAAAACAACAAUAAAAACGUUCAUUUAACCACCAAAAAACGCCAACUCCGCGCAGAAAGAAAAAAAUUAAAUAAUAAAUACAAUUUAUGGUCAAUACCUUUUAGUUAUUCUUUUGGUUCUGUUAAGUCUAAAAAUGGGCAAAUACUUAGACAAUUUUGGUUAAUUAAUGAAACUAUUCGUUUUGUGGAUAUUGGGUUGAAUAAAGACCAGUAUUUGUUGGCUAAUCCACAUUGGGUGUAUUCUUAUAGGGUUAACUAUGAUAUUUUGAAUUGGAGAAUGAUUAUAACACAGGUAAUAUAA